GGACUUCCGCUUACCCCGGAACUGUAGAAGGAUCAGGAGCAGUUAGUGCGAGCUUUCUCCACGCAGUGUUUGUUAUUGUGCAGUUAACUUGUUUUCAUCUCCUUUAUCAUCGAAAUACGAAAUACGUGAAUACUUGUGUUAGUUUACUGAGAAGUCAAAGUUAUGGCGCAAUAUAAAGGUGCGGCCAGCGAAGCUGGUCGAGCUAUGCAGCUGAUGAAAAAGCGUGAAAGAGAACGAGAGCAACUGGAACAGCUGAAGGCCAAGAUUGCAGAGGACAAUAUGGUGAAGUCCAACAUCGAUAAGAAGUUCUCUGCUCACUAUGAUGCUGUGGAGCAAGAACUCAAGUCCAGCACAGUGGGUCUGGUGACCCUGAACGACAUGAAGGCCAAACAGGAGGCCUUGGUGAAGGAGAGAGAGAAACAGCUGGCCAAGAAGGAGCAGUCCAAGGAACUCCAGCUCAAACUGGAGAAGCAGAAGGAGAAGAAGCGUAAGGAGGAGCAGAAGAGGAAGAUUGCCAGCUUGUCCUUCAACCCUGACGAGGGAGAGGAUGAUGAGGAGGAGGAGGAGGAGGAAGAUGAAGACCUGGAUGAGGAUGAGGAUCUGGAGGACUACUUUCCUGUGAAGAAGAAGAAACUGGGAAAGAACCCUGACGUGGACACCAGUUUUUUGCCAGAUAGAGACAGAGAGGAAGAAGAGAAUCGUCUCAGGGAAGAACUGCGGCAAGAAUGGGAGAGGAAGCAAGAGAAGAUCAAAAGUGAAGAAAUUGAAAUCACCUUCAGUUACUGGGAUGGCUCAGGUCACAGAAAAACAGUCAAGAUGAAGAAAGGCAAUACCAUCCAGAACUUCCUACAGAAGGCGUUGGAGAUCCUGAGGAAAGAUUUCAGUGAACUCAGAUCGGCAGGAGUGGAGCAGCUCAUGUACAUCAAGGAGGAUCUGAUCAUUCCUCAUCAUCACAGCUUCUAUGACUUCAUCGUCACCAAAGCCAGAGGCAAGAGUGGACCGCUUUUCAGCUUCGACGUCCACGAUGACAUCCGAUUGAUAAACGAUGCCACUGUAGAGAAAGACGAGUCUCACGCCGGCAAAGUGGUCCUGCGAAGCUGGUAUGAGAAAAACAAACACAUUUUCCCCGCCAGCCGCUGGGAGCCCUACGACCCCGAGAAGAAAUGGGACAAAUACACAAUCCGAUGAUGUUUCUCCUGCGAACCCUUUGUGACAUUCUGGUUUUUCAUUUCCAAUAUCAAAUUGUUGUAUUGUCUGCCUCAAGUACUUCUCAAAGCUGACAUUUACUAAAUUGCUUUAAACAAAGUAUAUGAGAAGGGCCAGAUCCGGUAAGCUGUAGAUGCCACAGAUUCACUGAAGAGAAUAGUUUCCUCUACAACAAGAUUUAUUACGAACUGUAUAUUUAUCUUUUGUUUUAUAUUUUUAAUUUCCUGGUAGUUUUACCAUAGUUUUACCUUAGACAUGUUUCAGUAAGCCGAUUUCCUCACAUUGUCAAAGAGGAAUUCAAAAAGUUAUGUCUCCUCUCCUCUCCUCUCCUAGUGAUGGCUACAUUUUUCACAUUAACAUUCAGACAUGUAUUCUAUUACUUGGCUGUGGACUGAACGUGAUGUAUCAUAUCCACCAAUAAAGACAAGAAAAAAUA
Engraulis encrasicolus (European anchovy) is the source of this 1642-nucleotide messenger RNA. RefSeq names its product family with sequence similarity 50 member A (gene fam50a). Gene Ontology annotation, cellular component: nucleus. Lineage: Eukaryota; Metazoa; Chordata; Actinopteri; Clupeiformes; Engraulidae. The record is from RefSeq and is a predicted model, not a curated record. Gene Ontology annotation, biological process: chromatin organization. Bases 163 to 1188 code for a protein of 341 amino acids. The transcript is spliced from 13 exons.